Apus apus (common swift) is the source of this 1198-nucleotide messenger RNA. It is a transcript of the gene MRNIP, whose product is annotated as MRN complex interacting protein. The transcript is spliced from 7 exons. NCBI's taxonomy places the organism in Eukaryota, Metazoa, Chordata, Aves, Apodiformes, Apodidae. Gene Ontology annotation, molecular function: chromatin binding. Gene Ontology annotation, biological process: mitotic G2 DNA damage checkpoint signaling. The record is from RefSeq and is a predicted model, not a curated record. The coding region runs from base 5 to 1063 and encodes 352 amino acids. Gene Ontology annotation, cellular component: nucleus.
CGGGAUGGCGGCGCCGUGCUGGGCGCUGCGCUGCUGCUCCUGCCGCCUCUUCCAGGUGCAGCAGGCCAAGCGGAGCCGGAAGUGGAGCUGCAGCGUCUGUGGCCAGCGGCAGGCGGUGCAGAAGGUUUACGGCCAAGGGUCUGGCCUGGAAUGUAGGCACCACGUUCAGAAGUUAAACUUACUGCAGGGUGUGGCAGAGGAAGCAAUUGGUUGGAGAUCUCGGUGUGUAGAAGAAUCAAUAAAUGAGAUUAAAAAUACAACAGCACAACAUGAAGACAGUUCAGUCCAGCAGGAGGGAAGGCCAGGAGUCAGUCGCUGGAGUAAAUACCUGGACAAGGACAGUGAAGAUCAGGAAGAUGGGGAGGAGAAGGCAGGUACAGAAAGGCAACAGUUCUGUUCCCAAGGGAAGAAUACUGUGGAAGAACAAAGGAAACACCAGAUGUUUCUCUCCAGUGAUAUUCAAGAGCAUGCAGAGGAAAACCAAGUUUUUCAGCUUGGCUACCAAGCCAAAAAGCGCAGGAAAUGUUUGGUAGCAGCAACUAAUCAAGAUGGAGAAGGUGCUGUUUCUGCAGACAGUGUGGUUCCUGCUGCCUGUGAGUCUGUAGUGCCUGAGGAGAAUGCACAGACCCCAACCACUUGUACCAAACCUUCCAAGUGGGAAAAAUUCCUUGCGAGUUCUGACUACAGCAAAAAUGGUGCCAGGGUCAUCUCAUCACCACAGGAGGGCAGUGGAAGGUUGGGGCUACACAGCACCACUGCAGCAGGUGCUGGUAUGGCCAGAUGUUCAGCACAGGCUGGAAGAACUCUACCUCAAGGUACAGGUUUUGAGUUCAAGAAGUGUGUUGCUAGCACUGAGCAGCCUGCUUCCAAACUGCCCAGCUCAGCUGAGGAGGUGUUGUGCAAAGACCCUCAAAGCCAGUGGGUAAGGGCAAGAUCUGGUGUCUGUUCUGACAGCAUGAGGAGAUCAAGCACCCUUGUUAUCAGUAACACUGGCCCAGAGCCAAGCAGUGUUUCUUGUGAACACCUCUUCUGCACAGGUGAUGAGUUUGAUGAUGAUCUCUGAGUUCAGGCAUCUUUGGCCUUGAUUUCUUGUUUGUCCCUAUUUUGAAUGUUAAGUGCUGAGGCAAGAGUUUGACCUUAAGCUGUCUUUACUCUGAGCCUUACAGAACUCCAGUAUUAAAGCUGUUUCCUUGCUCUA